AGUCAUCAAAGCAAAUUUGGUAAUGUGCAUCAUCUUGCGCCAUAUUUAUUUGUGACCUUUAUUUUUAUUUUUUUACUCCAUAUUUUUGUGUUAUAAAAAUAUAUAUUUCAACUAUUAAACUAUAAAUGUUUAAAAGUAUUAAAUAACAGUUAUUUUAAAGUUUUAAUUAUUGUUGAUUAUUUUAUUGAAUUAUAAACAAUGCCGAGUAUUUCAAAGGGAAGAAAAACUCCUGCCAAGUUGAAGACUAUAGGAAAUCAUAAUGAGUUUUUCGAUAGAAUCACCAAGUCUUUGUACUAUUCCAAGUUGCCAAUGACUGAUAGGCUCAGUUUACCUGUUACUGAAUUUGCUGCUGAGCUAUUUACAGAAGUUCAAAAAGGCUGUUCACUUGAACGUCUUGAUGUUGAUGAAGCAAGUAGAAUAUCAAGAAAUGCAUGUGUAUCACCAUGUUCAUUUGUUCUUGCAUUAUUAUAUUUAGAACGUUUAAAAGACUGUAAUCCAGAAUAUUUAUACAAAGUUGCACCAUCAGAAUUAUUUCUUGUAUCAUUAAUGAUUGCAAGUAAAUAUCUAAAUGACGAUGGUGAAGAUGAUGAAGUAUUUAAUACCGAAUGGGCAAAAUCUGGUAAUUUAACUGUACCUGAAAUAAAUAAACUUGAAAGAGAAUUUUUAAAUGCAAUUAAUUGGAGUAUCUAUGUUUAUGAUGAUGAUUUUUGGGAACGUUUAAAACAACUAGAAAAUCAUAUUGCCUAUAAUGAAGCAAAAAAACGUGGAUGGUAUUCGUACUAUGAAUUAUCGUGUCUUAUUAAUACAAUUAAAUUACAAGCUAUUAUUAAAACAUUAGUUAGUAUAUCAUCAAUAUGUUUGGCAACUUAUACUGCUGGUAUUGUAACACUACUUGGAUCAGCACUUGUUGCUAGUCAUAUACCAGGAACAUCACUAUCAUCAUCAUCAUCAGCAUCAUUAAAACAAUCAACAAUAUCUCCAACAAUUAAUUCAACAAAUAAUAAUCAAUUAAAUCAAAAUGACAUUGAUGAUUCUUCAAUAAUUGAUUUAUCAAAUUUAUUAACAAUCAAUGAAAAUAAUUUAACAAAAAAAAUGAUAAUUAAUUCAAAUGUUAAAUGUGAAUUAAAUUGUUGGAUUGAUACAUUGACUUAUUGGCUACCUAAAUAUUUAAAUUUAAAUGACAAUGAUAAUAAUAAUUCAAUUAUUGACAUGACAAAUAUUGGAACAUUUAUAACAGAUACACAGCCACGUAUUGAUGAUGAAUUUAUUAUUGAAGAUUUUAUUACUGAAAUUAAUUGGCGUGAUACAUUGAAGGAUAAUAUUUAUUGUGAUAACAAUAAAGAUUGGCGAUAUUAUGCUAAAUAUGUUGCUGAAAUAUCACUUGGUUAUCAACAUUGAUUUUAAUUUUAUUAUUUCUUUUUUUUAUAUAAUUUGGUGCAAUUUAUAUUUGGGGUUUUUUAAAAUAUACAUUACAUAAUAGUUAUAUAUAUAUAAUAUAUAUAUUUUUUCUACUAAUAUAGUAUAAUCAUCAAUUAAAUUAAAAAAUAACUAACAAGUUAUAUUAUGGUACUCAAAUUGGUUUGUUUGUUUGAUUUUUUUUUUCUUUUAAAUUAAUAUAUAUAAUAAAUAAAUAUUUCUUAAAUAAAAUACUUGGCAUUGUUUUUUAUUUUGUUGUUAAUUUAUUAUACAAUUGGUCGGAUAU
Messenger RNA from Aphidius gifuensis, 1702 nucleotides. RefSeq names its product protein CNPPD1. NCBI's taxonomy places the organism in Eukaryota, Metazoa, Arthropoda, Insecta, Hymenoptera, Braconidae. The coding region runs from base 199 to 1398 and encodes 399 amino acids. The transcript has 4 exons. Gene Ontology annotation, molecular function: protein kinase binding; cyclin-dependent protein serine/threonine kinase regulator activity. Gene Ontology annotation, biological process: regulation of cyclin-dependent protein serine/threonine kinase activity. Gene Ontology annotation, cellular component: cyclin-dependent protein kinase holoenzyme complex; nucleus. The record is from RefSeq and is a predicted model, not a curated record.